This is a messenger RNA of Diversispora eburnea, 1929 nucleotides long. NCBI's taxonomy places the organism in Eukaryota, Fungi, Glomeromycota, Glomeromycetes, Diversisporales, Diversisporaceae. The record is from the annotation of a GenBank genome assembly.
AUGAUUUCGACCUACGCUUUCUCUACGUCGCUACGGCGUACGACUUCUUAUUCUACAUAUGUUUCCACAACUUUAAGGAAUAAAAAUAAUAAAAACGCGUUAAUUUCUUUAUCUAGCUCACAACGGCGGUGGAAAGCUAAUACGGCAGAACGAACAUCAGCUUAUGAUAGUUCAUUUAUAGGUUUAUCUGGUGGUCAAAUCUUUCAUGAAAUGAUGUUGCGUCAUGGAGUCAAGCAUAUAUUUGGUUAUCCUGGAGGAGCAAUCCUACCCGUAUUUGAUGCCAUUUACAAUUCAAACCAUUUUAAUUUCGUACUUCCAAGACAUGAACAAGGUGCUGGUCAUAUGGCUGAAGGAUAUGCGAGAGCUAGUGGUAAACCUGGUGUCGUUCUUGUAACUUCUGGUCCUGGUGCAACAAAUGUUGUGACUCCCAUGCAAGAUGCUUUAUCAGAUGGCACUCCUUUGGUUGUUUUUUGUGGUCAAGUACCUACUUCAGCUAUUGGAACUGAUGCUUUUCAAGAAGCCGAUGUUGUUGGAAUUAGUCGAGCUUGUACAAAGUGGAAUGUAAUGGUAAAAGAUUUGGCAGAUUUACCACGUCGCAUCAAUGAAGCAUUUGAAAUUGCCUCAACUGGUCGUCCUGGACCAGUACUUGUGGAUCUCCCAAAGGAUGUAACGGCGGGAAUUCUUAAAAAAGCAAUUCCCACUCAAUAUUCAAUUCCAUUCCGCGCAUUCAAUGAUGUUCCUUCCUUAGCUUCAUCUAUGACCAAUGAACCAGUGAUUCAGCGUGCAGCUGAAUUGAUUAAUCAAGCAAAGAGACCUUUGAUUUAUGCAGGUCAAGGGGUUCUUUCCACAUCUGAAGGUUCAAAUCGUUUAAGAGAAUUCGCAAAAAUCGGUAACAUUCCCGUAACGACAACUUUACAAGGUCUUGGUUCCUUUGAUGAAUUAGAUCCCCUAAGUUUGCAUAUGUUGGGUAUGCACGGGUCUGCUUAUGCCAACUUAGCUAUGCAAAAUGCUGAUGUAAUUAUUGCUUUGGGUGCAAGGUUCGAUGAUCGUGUAACUGGUCAUUUGGGACAGUUCGCAUUGGCAGCUAAACAAGCAGCUAAAGAGGAUAGAGGUGGUAUAAUUCAUUUUGAAAUAAGUCCUAAAAAUAUCAAUAAAGUUGUACAGGCCACUUGUGCUAUAGAAGGUGAUGUAUCAGAUAAUCUUACCAGAAUUUUACCAUUAACUGAAUUUUCGGAACGUAAAGAAUGGUUUAGUCUUAUUAAUGAAUGGAAACAGAAAUAUCCAUGGACUUACGCUAAACCAAAAACAUCAAAUUCUCCAUUAAAACCUCAACAACUUAUUGAAGAGUUGGAUCGUCAAACUCAAGAUUACAAAGAAAAAGUUAUUUUAACCACUGGAGUAGGACAACAUCAAAUGUGGGCUGCACAAUUUUUCAGAUGGAGAUAUCCUAGAAGUAUGAUUACAUCAGGUGGAUUAGGAACUAUGGGUUAUGGUUUACCUUCUGCAAUUGGUGCAAAGGUUGCAAGUCCUGAUAAAAUUGUUAUAGACAUUGAUGGUGAUGCAAGUUUUUGCAUGACUGGAAUGGAAUUAGCAACAGCUGUCCAAUUUAAAAUUGGGGUUAAAGUAUUAAUAUUAAAUAAUGAUUUCCAAGGAAUGGUAAAACAAUGGCAAGAUUUAUUUUAUGAAGAACGAUAUAGUCAUACGGAAAUGAGCAAUCCCGAUUUUGUAAAAUUAGCCGAGUCUUUUGGUUGUAAAGCGAUAAGAAUUCGCACUGAAGAAGAAUUACCCCGUAAGAUCGCGGAAUUCUUGGAAUAUGAUGGACCCAUUGUAUGUGAUGCCAUCAUAGAAAGGCAUGAACAUGUAUAUCCUAUGGUACCGGCUGGUAAAGCAUUGGGUGAUUUCAUUGUUCACCCAGAUUUACGAAAAUGA